AUGGCAUUCACGCAAGCUGCAAACCUGGUCGAGAAAGCAGUCGGCCAUGGCGAUAAUGCCUCGAUCCAUACUGACAUCAGCAACUAUCAAAAUGAAUAUGGCAUGGAAACCGGAGAAAAGGUCCUAGCUACGACAUGGCAGGGCAAAAACACCGUCAAACUAGUGGAAAUGCCAAAGCCGAGGGUCGUUGAUCCAGGCGAUGUGAUCGUCAGGGUGACAGGCAGCACGCUUUGUGGAAGUGAUCUGCAUUUGUAUCAUGGGGUUAUUCCGCAGCUCCAGAAGGGCGAUGUCUUAGGACACGAGUGCUGCGGUGUCGUCGAGAGAACUGGCCCCGAAGCAACCCAAGUCAAUAUCGGUGAUCGAGUAGUCGUCUCUUUCCCAAUCGCUUGUGGCGACUGCGAGAAUUGUCGAAACGAAUUAUAUUCUCAGUGUGACCGGACAAACUCGAAUAUGAUUGAGAAUGCGAUGUACGGGAAGCGCACAGCGGGUAUGUUCGGGUACUCGCACUUUACUGGUGGAUUUGCUGGUGGCCAGGCGGAGUACCUUCGAGUUCCCCACGGCAAUGUCAAUCUUCUCCCUAUUCCUGCCGAAGUUCCUGAUGAGAAGGCACUUUAUCUAUCGGACGUGAUUGCUACUUCCUGGCAUUGCGUGGUAGAUACUGGUGUCAAGCAGGGAGACGUGGUAGGGAUCUGGGGAGGUGGGCCAAUUGGGCAAAUGUGCGCUCAAUUCAGCUUCUACCAUGGGGCUAGUCGGGUGAUCUUGAUUGAUGGUGGCGACGCUGCGUGGAGAUUGGACUUCGUCAAGAAAAAGCUGCCUAAGCUUGAAACGAUCAAUUUUACCCAGCUACCCCGAGGAGAGUCGGUCACAUCCCAAGUGAAGAAACUCGUUCCUAGUGGACUUGAUGUUGCUCUUGAGUGUGCCGCUGGUGAAUACGCCAAGGGAUGGGUGCACUAUUUCGAGCAAAUGCUCGGCAUGGAGACAGAUACAUCCGAGCUAUUAAAUGAGAUGAUUACUUCUGUCCGCUCGUUUGGACGAAUUGGCGUGACGGGAAUUUAUGCCGGAUACACUAACCAUUUUAACAUUGGUGCUCUGAUGGAGACCGGUGUUCGGCUCAUCGGGAACGGCCAAGCUCCAGUACACAAAUACUGGAAGAAUCUCAUGGAUCUCAUCCAAAAGAAUGAGAUCAAUCCUCUUGACAUGGUCACUCACCGGCUACGACUUGAGGAUAUCGAAAAGGUUUAUCCUGCAUUUGAAAAACGUCAAGAAGGAAUGCAAAAGAUUUUCCUUCAAACGAAGUACUCGAGCUCACCUGCACCUGAUGCCCCUGCACUGAGUACGAUAUGA
This is a messenger RNA of Penicillium argentinense, 1344 nucleotides long. RefSeq names its product zinc-dependent alcohol dehydrogenase. NCBI's taxonomy places the organism in Eukaryota, Fungi, Ascomycota, Eurotiomycetes, Eurotiales, Aspergillaceae. The record is from RefSeq and is a predicted model, not a curated record. The coding region runs from base 1 to 1344 and encodes 447 amino acids. Gene Ontology annotation, molecular function: oxidoreductase activity; zinc ion binding. The transcript has 5 exons.